Panthera uncia (snow leopard) is the source of this 1476-nucleotide messenger RNA. It is a transcript of the gene WDR5, whose product is annotated as WD repeat domain 5. The transcript has 14 exons. Gene Ontology annotation, cellular component: Set1C/COMPASS complex. Bases 192 to 1196 code for a protein of 334 amino acids. Gene Ontology annotation, molecular function: histone binding. The record is from RefSeq and is a predicted model, not a curated record. Lineage: Eukaryota; Metazoa; Chordata; Mammalia; Carnivora; Felidae.
CGUCCAGCUCGGCCCGGCUCCCGCCCAGGCGGCGGCGACGCGACGCCCCGAGCGCCCGCCCCGCCGCCGCGGCCGGCAGUCUCCCCCUGUAGGUUUUGAGUAGCAGGCGGCUCUUCCUUCCCACUGUGAGUCUGCGCUUGGAGCCGUGAACUCCCCUGCUCGCGUCUCUCUGCCCGGUGGGCUUCAGAGCCAUGGCAACGGAGGAGAAGAAGCCAGAGACGGAGGCGGCCAGAGCACAGCCCACCCCUUCCUCCUCGGCCACGCAGAGCAAGCCCACUCCUGUUAAACCAAACUAUGCCCUGAAAUUCACCCUGGCUGGCCACACGAAAGCCGUGUCCUCCGUGAAAUUCAGCCCGAACGGCGAGUGGCUGGCGAGUUCGUCCGCUGAUAAGCUCAUUAAAAUUUGGGGAGCGUAUGACGGAAAGUUUGAGAAAACCAUAUCUGGUCACAAGCUGGGAAUAUCCGAUGUGGCCUGGUCUUCAGAUUCUAAUCUCCUCGUUUCCGCCUCGGAUGAUAAAACCCUAAAGAUAUGGGACGUGAGCUCGGGAAAGUGUCUGAAAACCCUGAAGGGGCACAGUAACUACGUCUUUUGCUGCAACUUCAACCCCCAGUCCAACCUCAUCGUCUCGGGCUCUUUUGACGAAAGCGUGAGGAUAUGGGACGUGAAAACCGGAAAGUGCCUGAAGACUCUGCCUGCCCACUCGGACCCCGUCUCAGCUGUUCAUUUUAAUCGGGAUGGAUCCUUGAUCGUGUCAAGCAGCUACGAUGGUCUCUGCCGGAUCUGGGACACCGCCUCGGGCCAGUGCCUGAAGACCCUGAUCGAUGACGACAACCCACCUGUGUCUUUUGUGAAGUUCUCUCCAAACGGCAAGUACAUCCUGGCUGCGACCUUGGACAACACGCUGAAGCUCUGGGACUACAGCAAAGGGAAGUGCCUGAAGACCUACACCGGCCACAAGAAUGAGAAAUACUGCAUUUUUGCAAAUUUCUCCGUCACUGGUGGGAAGUGGAUCGUGUCUGGUUCCGAGGACAACUUGGUGUACAUUUGGAACCUGCAGACCAAGGAGAUCGUACAGAAACUACAGGGCCACACAGACGUCGUCAUCUCCACGGCCUGCCACCCGACGGAGAACAUCAUCGCCUCGGCCGCGCUGGAGAACGACAAGACCAUUAAGCUCUGGAAGAGCGACUGCUAGGCGCCGCGGGGGCUGGCGGGAAGGCGGCCGGUCGGCGAGCAGCGCGGUGUCUGGAGGGGGCCCCUCCGUCCGGGCCUGGGGGUCGGGAGGGGCCUGGAUGGAGCCACCGCUGAGGACGAUGUGGCGGAGGGGGUGUCUACCACCAGAAGGUUCUACGGGUUGCUGGUGACAUUUCUUGCCGAUCCCUCUCACGCUGUCUGGGGAAGUUUCUGGUCUGUAUUGUGUUCAAACAGAGUCAACACAAAUUUUUAAUUUUUUAUUACAGAAGGGUGAAGUUCAA